Messenger RNA from Penaeus vannamei (Pacific white shrimp), 9060 nucleotides. RefSeq names its product IQ domain-containing protein E. Lineage: Eukaryota; Metazoa; Arthropoda; Malacostraca; Decapoda; Penaeidae. The record is from RefSeq and is a predicted model, not a curated record.
CACUCACACUCACCCCCGGAGGCCGCUCGGUCGCAGAGGCCGACGCUGCGCCAGUCAUUCAUCUUUUGCAGCUCUUUUCGCCAGUCAAAUCUCAACCUCAUGCCCUGAGUCCCAGCUUGCCAUAAGAUGACAUCAGCUACCAGAAGACAUGGCUCAAAGUCAGCUGUGUUGACCUUCAAGGCAGCAGGCCCCCAUCCAUUACUUAGAUGCAACAGCGCUAGAACCAUGCGUGACGGAAAGAAUAUUGAUGUAGGAGGCGUAAAGCCCCUCGUCUCCAGGACAGAAAUACACUGCGGGAGAACGGGAAACUCUCGCACGAAUGCUGGAAAACCUGCAUAUAAAUCUCAAGAAGAGCAGUACCAGGAAAUACAAGAACUCCGAAGACACCUUGGAGAGCUGCGGGAAGAGAACUCUGGUCUCAAGACACGCACCCGACGUCUCGAAGAAGACUUGAUCCGCAGAGACCGUCAGAUAGAACAGCUGAUGGAUCCAGCUAAGAAUGACGAGGCUAGGAGAAAGUUAACGGACAAGGGAGCCUCUCUAGUGUCCAGCUUGAAGUUGAGAGUUUCACGCCUGGAAUCGACACUAAAGGAUAAGGAAGCUGAGCUUGCAAAGCUUCAAGCCUCAGCCAAAGCAACGGCCUUGAAUGAACUGAAGAUAGAGGCUGAAACUUAUUACCAGGAGGUUGUAAGACUGAGGAAUCAGUUGAAUGUGGCUCAACAGCAUCAGCAGCAACAGCAAUAUCAGCCUCAGCAACAUCACCAGCAUCAACAGCAGCAGCAGCAGCACCCUCAACAGCAGUACCAAAAGGUUCCCCAGCAAAGCUCUCCUCAGCACACACACGCACAACUGCACUUGCAGCCUCCUACACCUCCUGACGGGAAGAGCAUGAAUGUGGCCCACUGGUCCAACCUUCGUGGCAGUGGUCGGGAGAGCAGGGAGGGCAUGCACGGCUAUAGGGACGGCGGUGAUGGCCAGGAGUCACCCACGCACAGUUUAAGGCACGCGCUCACCCAGAUGGAGGAAGAGAACGCCCGCCUUGGACAGCAGGUGGCAGCCUUGGCGUCGGAGAAGGCCAAGCUCACAGCAGACAUAGAGAGGGUUCUAGGGCUUUCUGAUGAAGUCAAAAGCAACUAUGAGGGCCUCAACCGGGCGGAAUUAAUACGAGAGAUCGAGCGGAGGCACGAAGAGGUGACGAGGUUGGAGUCUCAGCACAGCCAACUCACAGAAGCCCUUGCGAGGAGGAACGACCUGGCAGGGGAUAGCGGUGUGCUCCUUCAGGCCAGAGUAUCGGAGCUCCAAGCAAGGGAGGUGGAAUGGGAGAGGGAACGUUCAAGUAUGAGGGAACUGAUCAACACUCUAAAAGAUGAUCGGUUGUUCUACAAGGAGACUGCGCAGAAGAAAGAGUCGGAAUUGGAUGGUCUUCGUCAAGAAAUCCAGACUCUCCAACAGGAGGUCAUUUCUCUUCAUGACCAAAACCGCAGACGCAAUGAGCGGCCAACGCCCCCUCCUCAAAGGUCCGUGCGGGGAACAGCUAGGCCUACAGUGUCAAGUGCUUCAAGGUCAGGGUCAAGCAGUGAGGCAAACACUCCAACACGUCGUCCUCGCACGUCAAGUGCUCGACCCCCGCCGGCAAGCACACGAACACAGAGGUCAUCUAAGUCAUCCAGCGAACCACGAGAAAUACCUCCUCAGAGCAAAAGCCGAAAAACACCCACUCCACAGACCACAAAGAAGCCUACUGUUACCAAACCAUCUUCCAGACAGACCUCAAGUACUUCGUCUCCAUCAAAGGUUACACCAAGCAGUUUGCAGAACUCUGCUGGCAAUGCGAGACCGAGCAGUGGUAGCAGGAGGACAACAGUAUCAUCAGCAAGUUCCUCUCCCAAAGCCAGCCCUUAUGCUUCACCCAAACACACUUCUGCAGCUAGCCGUGCAAACUCCAUAUCAGCCUCAAAGACUCCCACCCCACUGAGUUCACCUCGCAAGACUGCAGGAACUGCAUCACCUCAGCAGAAACCUGCGACCAAAACAUCCCCUCAGCACAAGCAGUCAGGAUUGACCUCACCCUCGAAAGUGCCCACCUCACGUGCCUCCUCUAGAACAAGUACCCCAUCCUCCUCGGUCAAAUCCUCCCCCUCCAAAGUAAACUCUGCUAAUCGCUCACCCUCAAAAGUCCCCCUACCCAGCAAAACCAGCAGCCCAAUCAAAUCACCAGCAAAAAAGAGGGAAGAAAGUGCAAGUCCGACAAGAAGCCCAAGAACAGUGAAACAGGACACUGUCAGAGAAUCCUCUUUGUAUGCUACUUCUCGGCAUCUGGUAGAAUCCCUAUCCCGAGGCAUAGCUCAUGGUAGGGGAGAAGAUAGGCACCGCACUCCCCUGGCACAGCAGCAAGAGUGGCGCAUGUACCACUCCUCCAGGCACGUUGUUCCUCACCAGCACUACGUUGGGAGCUCGCACCACACGCACUAUCUUGGCGGACAGGAGGAAGAUGAGGAAAUCCUGGCAGAGAUCAUUUUCCACCGGGAGACUGACAGCAGCGGAGAGGCCUCUGAUCCCUCCCACGGCAUGGUACGACAACGAACAAUGACCCUUAGCACCCAGGAUGACCAAGCUUCUCAGGGUGACAAGGAAGACGAAUCAGAAUCAGCAUCUGAACGCGCAGAGAGUAGCAGCUCCCUCAUCAGGCAAAACACAGUUACCCUUAGCAAGUCAGAGGAGAGUGAGAUUAGAGAUUCAAGAGAAGGUAGCGAGGAAGUAGAGGAAGCGGAAGCCGAGCAGGAGGAAGAAAGGCAGAAAAGCGAAGACCUUAAGAGUUCAAGAGAUGUAGAGAGUCCAGUUGUAUCAUCACAGGAUACAGAGAUUAUCGAGAACCUAGAACUGCUUCAGUCCCUUCUGUCAUCUCACCUGAGCCGACAGCGCGAAGUGAAUGAGCUUCUGAGUCAGGAACCGCUUCUGGUUGGAGAAGGACAGCCAUCAAGUGACAGUAGCCCAAGUGUGUCAUCUAGACGAAGGGGCAGAAGCACAAGAGAAGCGCCAGAUGGAGAAGAAUCAUCAAGGGGUUCCUCUAAACGUUCUCAGAGCCUGGUUCGCCAGGGGACCUUCAAUGUAAGCGAGCAGGAGACCACAGUGGCUACCAUCCAUGCUACAUUAGAUGCACAUCUCACCAGGGUAAAUAAGGUGCAUCAAUUUAGCACGAAGCAGUAGUGCACUGCUCAUGCCCUUUGGCCACGUCCUACAUCCUCUGUGAUGUUUGGACUGUAGCUGCUGUAGGUAGAUGGAAGUACCACCCCACAGGUUCAGUGUAUCUCAUUGCUCAAAUCCUGAGGUGCACCCCAUGUCUGAAUGUUUUGUAUUGAGGUAUGCAAAGGAAGAAGAGAAAAGAAAAAAAGGCUUGAAUGUUACUUUAUUUUUGCCACCUUGCACUGAUUGUGCUUUUUGAUAUUGGACAGAAAAGAAAGUCCAAGUAGGAAAUGUGGCAGUGUUUAGUGACAUGUACUUGUGCAUGCCUUAAAUCCUCCUGUAGUUAACAGGAUGUAAGUAGUUGUGGAAAGUUGUGUGUUGAAUGAGGAGAGACUUCUUGUAUAGUCAGAGGCUUCCAUAGUAAGUUGGUUGUUUUUCUAAAUCCAAGUCUUAACUAGUGCUUGUUGAUACAUGCUUAAGUUUAAACUAAGCAUUUAAAUGUUCAGUGUAUUUAGUUAUAUUAGGAAAUAUGCAAAUAUUUGUAUUCUAAAACAAAAUGAAAGCAUGGAAUGUUGGUAGCUUCAUCACUUCAAAUAAUAUUAUGGCUGAGUGUAUAUUAAGCUGUGCUUUGUUUUGUAUUGAAAGUGCUCAUUGCAUUCUUAUGAUUUUAGUUCAACUAAAGUUCAUAAAAGUAUUAUGUAUCAACAUCCUAAGUUUAUUAUAUUGUGCAUAGUUAUGGUCUUAUUUUUUCUUGUUUUCUGCAAAGUUGAGUAAUCAUGACAAAAAAUGUGAAAUAUACAAAGGAAUAUCUUGAUUUUGAAUACAAUUACAGCUAUUGUGCCAGUGGUUUGGAAUACUUUUUAAGGAACAUCUCAGAAGGAAGAGAAUCAGAAUAUACAUCUCCUUUUUAUGUCUGUUUUGCAGUAAGCUGUAAGCUGGAUGACCAGACAGAGAUCAUCUAAAUGUUGAAGUGGUAGAUAGGUGCUCUUAUUUGGAAAUGUGACGCACAAAAAAAUCCAGGUGCUGCGACUUUGUUGCUGCCUUCUCUUCUCAAACAAAUUGUAGAUUAGCCUAACAUCAAAGGUGUGGCUUCUGUAAAUAGUGGGCUUAGUGUGUACAUCUAUAGAAGUUGGUACAUUUUUUGCCCAUCAAAUGGCAUGUCAUUUUUGUAAAUGGUUCAAAUGUUUACAACUGUUGAUGAUGAUAGAUCAUGUAUGUAGGAUGAUAAAGUGAUAAAAAAAGAAAGCAUUCUAUAUAUAUAUAUGGUCAAUACAUACUUCGUAAAAAGCCAUAUGUAAUCCUGCUCUUUCUGCAACUAACAUGUUUAUGGAUACCUGCCAUUAGUAUGUAAGUGUUCAGUCUGCUGGCCUUUUAUAUCAUUUGAUUGUUGCUGGAAGGACAUUUUUGAGCCGUCUGCUGUUGUUAUUAUCCCCCCUUUUGAAAUGAGGCAGAUGUAUGUUGAGGACUUCGACUUUGUAUAGUCUGGUAGCAUCUUUUGAUUGUAGUAAUGAAAAAACAGUUCUGGCUUCUGCCUCAAGAAAAAAAGUAAACAAUAAAAAAAUAAUAUGCUGAGGGACUUGUUUACAGAAAGCAUUGCAGUCUGCUUAACCAUGUGACACAAAAGAGUACAACUUGUAGAGAUAACUUACUGCCUCACUGGCUGGCUUGAAGAUCAUCAAGUUUACACUGUGGUUAAGUGAGGAAUCUGUUUCAGAAUAUAGACUCUUUAGCUGGUUAGGUCUUGAAACUUCAGGUUAUGAAAGGGCUUGAUAAAGUAUAUAUAUAUAUAUACAUAUAGAUUUCAGGUAAUUGAUCUUCAGCUUGCCUUAGUACACCUUACUGUUACCUCAAAAUUUAUGUAAUGGAUUAUAUAGUGAAUUUUAGAUAGUCUAUACCACAAUAUUCUUUAGAACAUACAAGUUUUUUCAGUGUGCUAUGAUAUUAAACACAGUAUACAAAUAAUUAUUUAUGAAUAAGUGUAAUACACUCUUAUAUGGGAAUUCAUUAUAAUCAUCAGUGUUAAAAAUUCACUAAAUUUCCCUGAAGGUUGUAGUUAGGAAACAGUAGGUUGUAAUAGAAAGCGAAAGUAUGUAGAAUUUCAAGAGCAGUCAUGAAAAUCUACUUCAGAAGAGAAAGUUUUAUUCGAAGAAAAUAAUAAGGAAAAUAUACAUUCUCUUAUUGAGUAUUGAAAAUAUGAAUAAAUGGACAGUGAUCUUAGAUUUUCAACUAUAAGAUGUAUCUACUAACUGACCCAUCUGUCUUUUUGUGCUUGAUACAUUGUAGAAAAAACAUUAAUGGCUCAUUUUUUGGGCUGUAGGUUGGAGUGUGGAUACUCCAGUCCUGUGCUUUGACUGUUUCAUCAUCCUUUUUGAUUGUUGGGUCUUUGAAAGAAGCAAUAUUUUUCUACAGUUUUGUACAAAGCUCAUUACCUUCUAAGAUAUGUCCUGUAUAAAACAGCUGGGCCAUUUAUUCGGUGUCUAGUAAUGAGAGUACGAAAUAUUUUGUUCAGGUGGAUAAAGGUAGCAAGAUGAUUCAUUUGGUGUGUGUUGCCUUCGACUCAAGUGCCAGAAUCAGUAUAGUAGCAGAUUUCUCUCCAGUUUCACUUUCAGCACAAAAAAAAAACAUGUUUGUGUUGGGUUUUGAAAGGUAGUUUGUCAUAUGGAAGGGAUUGACUAUUUUCAUUAUGCUGCAGGUUGUGUCAUUUACCUUGUUGUGAUGUACACCCCUAAAAGGGAAGUGUGUCUUAUUGCAGUAUAGCUCAAGUAGCACAAACAUUUUACUCUUUAGAAAGUGAAGUGAUUGCAAUAAUUACUGCUGUUUUUGCUUCUGCAGCUGUUAACUCUUGUUAUUUGAUUGCAGCUGUGUUGGUGACAAAACUUUAAAUGUCAUAACCAUUGUCAUUACAUUUAUAUAGUUAUGUGCUUAGUUGUUAUUAUUUUUUACUAUCAUGACAGUAUUAUGUUUGAUGUUUUAUCUUUUUUGGUGUGUUGAUGAUAAAUUUUAUCAUGCUUAUCAUUUUUUUCAUGUAACAUUGUUAUCAUUAUUACCUAUGCUAUCAUUGUAAGUAUAAUCUGAUUAACAGUUUUCAUUAUCAUCUCUUCUUUUAUGUUAUUUAAAUUCAACAAAAUUAGGAAAAUUUUGUGACUUUAAUAUCAUGAGUUUUUUUUCUUGGUUGUAUUUUAGCACACUUUAAAAUUCGCAGCAAUACAUUUGGUUGGUGAUAUAUUUUUUACUUUUAUUCAUAUUAUGUUUUAUCUGAUUGUGAUAAAAUCUAAUACUCAAAAGAUGUAGUAAGAAUUAUCAAAUGAACAGAUUUAUUAUAUAUAAAGAUCAUUGAAUUCAUGUUGUGCAGACUGAAGUCAGACCAAAAAGCUCAGCUUGAUUUGUCUGGUAAAAAGUAUUAUGAUCCUUUAUUGUUGACUGACAUAGAGAGAGAAAAGAUGAAACAGAAAAUACACAUGCUCGCAGCUUUCAAGCCUUGAAGGUACCUCAAAAGUGCUCAAAGUUUGUACUAUUAAAUUUGAAUGUUUGUAUGUUGAUUUGUGUUCAGUGUUUACCUCCCAUUGCAUACGGAAUGACCCUGUGUUGCUGUGUUUCCCUUUCAAAUUCUUAAAAUAGGUGGAUAUUGGAGAUAUAAUUUUUUUUUUUUUUUUUAAGUGAGAUUCCAUGUCAUUGAUGAAUGUUGAAACUGAACACAUAUUUUUGGAGUGCGAGUCAAAGAUAGAGUGACCAUUUUCUUUCUCGCAUCCCUUUUCUUUUUAUUGGAAUCAUGUUGGUUUGCAGUUAAUCAUUGGGAUAAAUUGUAUAUGUUUUUUUUCUGAUACGUGCUAUCAAAGGUACAACGAUUAUUAGAACUGUAGUUUUAGUGCUAGUCCACUAGUCAUUUCUUUUUUUCCAUGGUAUUAACACAAAGGUAACUAUGAUCUGUGUGCCUAAAAAUGUGGUCAUAUAUCCUUUACUGUCAAGUUUACUUAAUAUUUGGUGAUAAUGAUUGUCUUGUAUGGAUGUAUUAGUAGUAAUUUCUUGUGUUGAAAUAAGAGUUGAAUUUUUAACUUAAAAAAAAUAUAUAGGAUAUAGAGAAUUUGUUAUUUUGUUAGUUUUUAAAGUUUGUGAAGGAUAAAUGUGACCACUAGUUAAGGAUUCAGUUUUGAUACACAAAGUCUACCAGUGAAAUUGCUUUAUAUCAACCAUUUAAAUUUGUGUAUCCUCUGGGUAAAUUUUUUCUCAGUCACUUGAACCUUUAAUAUUGCUAUGGUGUGGAAGAAAGGUGAAAUAGGGAGAGUCGUGUUCCGGUUCCUAUGUGUAAGUAAAACAUUAAUCUAUAUUUGGCUUUAACGAUAGUUAAGUAUAAUCACAUAAUCCAACUAUGGUUAGUGUAACUGCAUGCCAUUUUGUUCUGCUGACAUCAGGUCACACAUCACAAAUGUCAAAUAUUAAGCUGAAAGUAGAUCUAUUAGUCUCCUUUAUUCAGUUUUGUUCAUAUUCUUAAAAUAGAAUAUGGUCUUUUCUUGUGGUAUUUAAUGCUUCAUUUUAUAUAAAUUAUCUUUCAUGUAUAAAUUAUUUCCUUAGAAAUGAAAUGUGAAUCUACUUAUCUGUGGGUAUGUUGAUACAGGCAUGCUUAUUAUUUUAGGCUAGAAAUAUCCUAAUGGACAAAGGAAGGAAUCUCUUGAGUUUGGAAACAUUCAACACAUUUUUUUUUUUUAAAUAGCUGAGUUUGAAACCUUUUUAUUUCCGUGAAUUCAUUGUCUUUUGUUAUUCAGACUGGUUAAAUGAGAAAUGCAAGAUCGGAUGGAUAUUGCUUGAAAAGUUGUUGAUAAAAGAAAGUCAUAGUAACAAAAAAGGUACUAUUAUGUGAUGAAAUAAAUGGAUGUUGUUAACUUCAGAGCAAUACGUAUUUUGUGUUUAGAUAUAAAAUUUGGUUCUUUGCAACACUGAAAUAAAGUAAUCACUUUGUUAUAGUUAGUGUUAUAUUUUUGUUUAGUGUGUAAAGGGAAAUUAGAUCUGAACAGAGAAUAUAUUACACUAAUUUUUAGAGAGGUUUCGAAAGAAAAAUAACAAAAGUCUGAAAAUGUAUUACAAAGAUGAUGUAUGGUUUAUAUUUCAAGUCUAAAUGAAAAUUAUCACAUGUGUUUGGACUCAGACCCCCCCCCCCCCCAUAUAUCUUGGUGAAAAGUGAGUUGUGCAUUCUCGACCCCAAUGUUAUUAAUGAAAAACUUAAAUCAAUUAUGUAAUUAUUGAAGAUGUGAGAAGUAAAGAUCUGUUAUUAAUAAGGCAGGGGAAUAUAUACUAAUGUUGCAUGUGUUUAUAGAUGUUUACUCCUCCAUGCAAAGUUAAGAAAGUAAAUAUUCAGUUGUAUUAUUAACAUGUGAAAUUUAUGUUGUAACUUUGAUCUCUAAAGUGGAAACUGAUUUGUACUUGAUGGUUGUUUAUCAAGAAAAUUUAAAAGACAAUUUGACUUGAUUAGAAAGACAUGAUUAGUAUUUUCAUAGUGUUAAGUUUUUGUAUUUAUUUAUUUUGUAAUUAUUGGCUGAAAUAUUGUGUGUAAUUAUAAGAAAUCAGAUAAUUUUAUUACUAAAAUAAUGGACAUGAAACACAAAAUUCAGUAAAUGUACUGAAUGAUUAAUGGUAAGUUGUGGAAAAGAUAUAUUUUUGGAGUCCUUAUGAAAAGAAGUACACUUUAAUUUCAACCUAAAUCUGUUUUGGUUGUCAUUUUGCAAUUGUGCUAGUGGUUUGUAUUUUUUGUUGUUGCUUUUUACAAAAUUUGCAGAGCUAAGCUUUUGGAUUUUUGUGAGGUAUUUGUAACCAAAGUGCAGAGCUUUACCCAAUUGUUAAUUUAAGUCUGAAAAUAUGAAUAAAAAAUUACUACUUUCACAAAGA